Molecule: messenger RNA, 5686 nt
Organism: Ornithodoros turicata
Lineage: Eukaryota; Metazoa; Arthropoda; Arachnida; Ixodida; Argasidae
Exons: 3
Coding region: 1467-3281 (604 amino acids)
Source: RefSeq, a predicted model, not a curated record
UAUAUUUCAGCUAAUCAUUGCACUGCUUUCAUACUGUUUACGAAAAGUGGCCCGAGUGCCGUUCACGCAUGGUGACACACACAAAAAAGGUCAAAAUUGCAAAGUCAUUCCGGUCUUACAAGUAAAUUCCAGAUUGAGCACAAAAACUGUUCAGGCAACUGUAAGAGGCAGAGGAAAAAUUUGUGUACUAUAAAUGGCAUUACGGACAGUAUAAUAAUUUAUUGCUGAACAUACUGAUAGAGACCCCAAUGUGAAAUAAAUCAUGCUGACAAGCACAAUAUUACACUGUUCAGCACUGUAUUGAAGAAAAAGAACUAAAUAUGGCACUUAUGGAGGAACUGGGGUGUUAUUUCCAACACUUUUCAAUGAAGAUACCUCACACUUUUGAUGGGUGCCCUAUUAGAAAAAUCCAUAACUUUCCAUACAGAAUAUGUAUGGAUUGGUAUGGAUUCUUACAACUUUGAACGGAAAGGAUAUGGAAAGCUACAGAAUGGUAUGACUUUGUUUGGAAUUGGUAUGGAGCGCGCACAGACUUCAAACACGGGACCUACGGACCUCUAUGGUGUGCUUACCGAAUCCAUGCAUCUUGUAGGGAGUUCUAUGGUGGGCGUACGGAAGCCAUACAGCGUGUUAACCUCCAUAGCGGUCCGUGCAGCAAGUGUACAGACUUCUAUGGUAGGCGUACGGAUUCCAUACAGCGUGUGUGACGAUGACCUUUCAGGGUCCAUAGAGCAUGCGUACCGACCUCAAUGGUGGUUGUGCGCGAUUUCAUACAUCGAUAUGUGGACCUACGUUCCUUGCAGUCACAGGAAAAAAAGAGCCCGAUUUAAGUUAACUGUAUAUAUAUAACUGUAACUGUAUAUAUAUAUAUAUAUAUAUAUAUAUAUAUAUAUAUAUAUAUAUAUAUAUACAGAUAUAAAAAUGAGCAAAUGCUCCAUGGCUGCACGUGAGGCAUAUGUUCACUGAUCGAGCGUGCUAGAAUCCCGGCUGUGGACGGCCGUUUCGAGCUUCUUGGCUCUCAUCGGCACAGCUUUGUAUCUGUACUGUGGGGGGCGCUAAUAACCCGGCAACUUCCGCGCGAUAGCGCAGAUAGCGCAAGAGAUAAAAGAGCGAGCGCUCGGGAAAAGAGGAUAUUCGUGCGGCAGGCACGCUGGCAGACGGUCACAGAAGCGAGGAGCGACGAAGCGGGCAGACGGCCAGCAGCUGUGAUGUAAGGCAAUAAACCUUGUUUCUUUUGUUCAACUGCUGUGUCAGUGUUCUUCGGGGUUACGGCGGGGUCGAAUACGGAACCACCCCGGGUUUGUGGGCCGAGGUUCCCACAAAAUUGGCGCCCAACGUUGGUGUUUUCGACCCGUCGUACCGUUUUCCCCGGAGGGCACGGCAUAGUUGCAGUUAGUGUGCAUUUUUGUUUUUUGUUUUUUCGUUCUGCCGCCGUCUGCGUUGCAACGCAGGUUCUUCGACCGGAGAUGCCUCCCAGGAAGAAGCACGAACCAGACAGUGACGAGGACGAGCCUGCGCCAGUGGCUGAGGACUUGCUUCGACAGAUGGCAUCCCUCUGUACGUUACUGACGCAGCAGCUUGGUAGCAGCACGCCCGCCGCCCAGCCGUCCCCGGACACGCAGCUGCGCCUGAACUUGCCGGUACCAACAUUUUCGGGCUACAGCGACUCCAAGUCGGCUGAAGAUUUCCUCGCCGACUUGAGUGCUUACCAAACUGCCGUUGGAGCCACCGACGACGUCAUUCUGCGUCGAGUACUUCCCGCAGCGCUGUGGCCUUGGUCCCGCUUGCGUGCCGAUUGCAAGAUGACAUCUGCAACAUUGGACCUUUCAUCGUGGUGCGCGUUCUGGGCAAAGACGUUGCAGGUUUGGUGGACACCGGCUGUUUCCCUGAUCGGCGACACCAUCCACGACUGGUACCGGGAGCGCAACAUCUCGGUACGGACGACCAGGACUCUCAUAAGGCUCGCCUCUGGUGCGGUUGUACCUGCCGGUGGCGCGGUGCGCCUUACCUUGACCGUCGAUGGACAUCGGGUCAGACAACGCUUUGUUUACCUUCCUGGGCUGGCAGGAGCAAUGAUCCUGGGACGCGACUUCAUUAUCCGGAUGGGACUUGUCCUGGACUUGCGUCGCGGAGGUUACCAGCAUGCAUGCAGCAGUGCCUUCUACCCAUUCCUGGAGUGGACAACUCCUGGAGCGGACCAACGCCGGACUGGCGAGAGAGCCCAGGACGACUGCUCAAAGCGAAACCGGGAACCGACUGGCAACAGCGAUGAACCUAAGCAGCAAGCCGCUGGAGUACUUCGCGGCGCUGGACCAUCACUGCCCGUUGGAGAGCAUCACGGAACGGGAUACCAAACGCCUGUAGUUGCAACUGCUGCCUUGCAUGAGGGUCUGCAAGGGUUUUCGGGAACCUCAGAGCAACGAGAAAUGCUGGAGCAAGCAUUGCUACCCUUUUCCCGGACGUUUACGGAAAAACCAGGUUUGACCGAAGUCUUGGAACACGGCAUAGACACCGGCGACGCAAGGCCUUGGAGAUGCAACCCGCGGCCGCUUAGCGUCCACAAGCGCAAGUUGCUCGAUGCUGCGCUGAACGAAAUGAUCGAGACGGGUGCUGUGAGACCCUCGCGCAGCCCGUGGGCCUUUCCGGUGGUACUCGCUCCGAAGAAAGAUGGAACCGCAAGGUUGUGCGUGGACUACCGCCGGUUGAACGAGGUGACGGAACACCUUUCACACCUGAAAGUCGUGUUGGGACGUAUGCAAGCUGCUGGGUUGACUGUCAAUCCUCGAAAAAUGCAGUUGGCGACUAACCGCAUCGACCUGCUAGGGUUUACAGUGGAGUCCGGCACGGUCAGGCCGAACGAGGACAAGCUGAAGGCUAUCCUAGACUACCCUCGCCCGCAGGACGUAAAGAGCUUGCAGCGCUUCCUUGGUAUGAUUGGAUUUUAUAGACAAUUCAUACCGCGGUGUUCGGACAUGACGCAGCCACUAACCUGGCUACUGCGGAAAGGUGCGCGCUGGUCAUGGGGAGAAGCACAGGAGAAUGCAUUCUCCGCCCUGACGGAAGCGAUAGCGCAGGUCACCUGUCUGUAUCUCCCAGAUCUUAAUCGCCCAUUUGUAAUGCAGACAGACGCGAGCGAUUAUGGACUGGGCGCAGUGCUGUUACAACAGCACGAAGGUGAACUUCGGCCGGUGGCAUUUGCAAGCCGCACGCUGACAUCACCUGAACGAAAUUACACCGUGACAGAGAAAGAGUGCCCUAGCUAUCAUGUUCGCACUGAAUAAGUUUGACAUGUACCUGGAUGGUGCGAAAUUUGCAAUCCAGACUGACCAUCAGGCACUCGCCUGGCUGAGUAGAUUGAAAAAUCCCGCCGGAAGACUUGCACGUUGGAGUCUGACGUUGCAACGGUACGACUUCUCGAUCGAAUAUCGGAGGGGGACCUCUAACAAAGUGGCAGAUGCGCUGUCUCGAGCACCUCUGCCCCUGGAGGACGUCGUUACCACGCAGGAGCUCGUAGCCGCGGUUGGACAAGCCGGAACGGACGGAGAGCAGGCGUGGGGACACAUCGUGAGCCGGAAGGACAUCGUGGAAGCCCAGAGGACGGACGGACUCUGUCAGCUUGUAGUAAGGUGGCUGGAGACAACGGGCCCAGCGGACGCCGGAGACGCUGAAGAGAGGUUCGACUCCUAUCAGCUGAGCGAGGAUGGUCUUCUGGUGAGGUAUAUCCCCCAGGCGGACGACGAGGAGAUCGGCGGCAACCCUUUCAGGAUCGUAGUACCACGAAAGCUACGUAAGUUAUUCCUCAGAUAUUUCCAUGACUCUGCUUUGGCAGGUCACGGUAGCGGCAGCAAGACUUAUUCUAAGUUAUGUCGUAUCGCGACGUGGCCAGGCAUGAUACAGGAUGUUUUGCGGUUUACUCGCAGCUGUCCAGUGUGUCAGAAGUCGAAACCUAGGGGCGGACAGCCGCCAGGAUUGCUGCAACCGAAUGUCAGUCAAGGGCCUUGGCAGAUAGUCGCAUCUGACGUAAUGGGCCCAUACCCCAGAAGUCCCCGUGGUAACCAAUACCUGUUAGUCAUUACAGAUCACUUCACGAAGUGGGUUGAGCUCUAUCCCCUGCGGAAAUUGGUGUCAGCUCGGAUCUGGGGUCGACUGCUGGAUGUCUUUUCGCGGUUUGGAUUCCCGGACCAGCUUAUCACGGAUAACGCCUCGUACUUUACAAGUAAGGUGUUCGUCGACACAUGCUCGGCAUUGAGUAUCCGACACAAGAAGACGUCCCCCUAUCACCCCCAGGCAAACAUAACUGAGCGGGUCAAUAGGAAUAUCAAAAUGAUGAUGGUAACACUUACCAGCAGGCAUAAGGAUUGGGACGCGCGUCUAACGGAGAUUGGCUUCGCCACUCGUACGACGGAAAAUAGGUCUACUGGGUUCACCCCUGCCUAUUUGAGUUUUGGACGGGAAAUAGUAUUCCCACUCGAAAACACGCUACGAACACUGAGGGAACAACCCCGUCCCCCGUAUGCACGAUAUGCGGAAGACAUUCGCAACCGUCUCUCAACUGCAGUUCGUUGUGCACGUGAGAAUCUGGAGGUCGCACGACUGGAGCAAGCAUCCCAGUACAACAAGGGUCGACGCCAGGUAACAUACCGCGUAGGAGACUUAGUCCUGAGGCGGACGCAUCCACUUAGCGACGCGGCGAAGGGCUUCGCAGCUUCUCUCGUGGACCGAUGGGACGGGCCUUACCGGGUAAGUGCGCAACUUACACCCGUAACUUAUAGACUUGAACGUUGCAGUACAAGCGAGGAGUCCGGCCCAGUUCACAUCACAUACCUCAAGGAGUUCAUCGAUCGCAUCUUGGAGCAAGAGGAAGGGCAAGAGGACUCGGGCACAAGUUCGUCGCAAUCCCAACCCUUCCGCGGCCCCAUCGACACGGAGUCGCAGCCCGCUGAAGAUGGGACAGUUCGGGGCGGGUUACCGGGGUCUCCUCGUUAUAACCUCCGCCCUCGUAGACCUCCAAGGUGAUGUUUUUUCAUUUUUUUCCCUGCAGAUGCCACGACCACCUGCAGCGAGAAGCCGUUCUCGACCCCAACAACGGCACCGACCUCAGCGAUUCCCUGGGAACUCUCCUGCUCGGAGGCCUUCCCCGUCACCCAGAUCCCCAAACAGAUCAAACAGACACCCCACCGAGCCUCCAGCGGUGUACACGGAACAAGAAAGAAGCGCCCUCUGCCCCUUCUGCGGUGUUCCACUAAUCCACCCUCCGACCCAUAAUGCGGGAGCCCUUUACCUGCAUCGUAUCCAACAAGCCGCACAGCCGAGGGCAGCAGCUAACAACGUGGCCUCCGCUCCUACACGUCGGGACAUAGUCGCUGCAGUGAACCUACUUCGGCAGCUGGCCCCCCAAGUUCUCGCUCGGCCAUCCUUCUCACCGGACCCUGAGGAUAUAAUCCUCGACCUCCCCGAACUUCCGGACAUUUGCCUCAAGGGGGGAGAGUGUGGGGGGCGCUGAUAAACCGGCAACUUCCGCGCGAUAGCGCAGAUAGCGCAAGAGAUAAAAGAGCGAGCGCUCGGGAAAAGAGGAUAUUCGUGCGGCAGGCAGGCUGGCAGACGGUCACAGAAGCGAGGAGCGACGAAGCGGGCAGACGGCCAGCAGCUGUGAUGUAAGGCAAUAAACCUUGUUUCUUUUGUUCAA